Messenger RNA from Synchiropus splendidus (mandarinfish), 5995 nucleotides. RefSeq names its product UPF2 regulator of nonsense mediated mRNA decay (gene upf2). The transcript has 21 exons. Gene Ontology annotation, molecular function: protein binding; RNA binding. The record is from RefSeq and is a predicted model, not a curated record. NCBI's taxonomy places the organism in Eukaryota, Metazoa, Chordata, Actinopteri, Syngnathiformes, Callionymidae. Gene Ontology annotation, biological process: nuclear-transcribed mRNA catabolic process, nonsense-mediated decay. The coding region runs from base 153 to 3992 and encodes 1279 amino acids. Gene Ontology annotation, cellular component: cytoplasm; exon-exon junction complex.
GAGUUUCAACUGUCAUCUAAAACGCUGGUCCACUCCUAUCCAGGUGAUGGCGGUAAUGCGCCGCAUUGCUGAUUUCCCGGCUUCCUGUCAGAGCAAAAGCGAAGAAGACUUUGACGAGGAAGACCGAUGUUUGUUGUGCUACAAUUAGCAGUAUGCCUGCUGAACGCAAGCGCUCGAUAAACAUGGAUGAGAAAGAAGUCAGCUCUUUCUCAUCAAAGGAGAAGGAGAAAGAGAAAGACAGAGAAGGCGAUAAGAGGCCAUCAUCUGCUCGGGACAAAACAAAGGAUGAAUCCAAAGUGCUAAGUGGUAAAAAAGACAGCGGGAAGGAAGAGAAGAGGAAACGCCAAGAGGAGGAAAAGAAAAAGAAAGAGGAGAAAGACCGGCGUAAGAAAGAGGAGGAGAAGCAGAAGGCUGAGGAGGAGCAGAAGCAGAAAGAAGAGGAGGUAAAGCGACAGCAGGAGGAGCAGGAGAGGAAGGCACAGGAAGAGGAGGCCAAGCGACAACGUGAAGAGGAAGCUGCUCUCUUAAAGGAAAAGGAGGAAGGUCAUCAGCUUCACCAAGAGGCAUGGGAACGCCAUCAGAGUCGGAAAGAACUCCGUCACAAGAACCAGAAUGCCCAUGAGGGUCGACCUGAGGAAGCCUUCUUCAGCCGCCUGGAUUCCAGCCUUAAGAAGAACACCGCUUUUGUCAAGAAGCUCCGUACCCUCACUGAGCAGCAGCGGGACUCGCUGUCCAAUGACUUUGCCUCGCUAAAUCUUAGCAAGUAUAUCGGGGAAGCCGUGAGCUCUGUAGUGGAGGCCAAGUUGAAGAUCUCUGAUGUUGGCUGUGCUGUACACCUGUGCUCCCUCUUCCACCAGCGCUAUGCUGAGUUUGCGCCGCUCCUCCUGCAGGCGUGGAAGAAGCACUUUGAAGCACGAAAGGAAGAAAAAGCUCCCAAUGUGAGCAAGCUGCGUACAGACCUGCGCUUCAUUGCUGAGCUCACCAUCGUCGGCCUCUUCACUGACAAAGAAGGCCUGUCACUCAUAUAUGAGCAGCUGAAGAACAUCAUUGGCACAGACCGUGAGACCCACACUCACGUGUCAGUGGUGAUCAGCUUCUGUAAGCACUGUGGCGACGACAUCGCUGGCUUGGUGCCCCGUAAGGUGAAGUUGGCUGCUGAGAAGUUUAACUUGACCUUCCCUCCGAGUGAAAUAAUAAGCACAGAGAAACAGCAGCCGUUCCAAAAUCUUCUGAGAGAAUACUUCACCUCUCUGACCAAACACCUGAAGAAGGACCACCGGGAGCUGCAGAACAUUGAGCGGCAGAACAGACGAAUACUUCACACCAAAGGGGAACUGAGUGAGGACCGUCACAAGCAGUAUGAGGAGUUUGCUACUUCCUACCAGAAACUGCUGGCCAAUACUCAGUCGUUGGCUGACCUCCUGGAUGAAAACAUGCCAGAGCUACCACAGGACAAGACCGUGCAAGAAGAGCAUGGCCCAGGCAUUGACAUAUUCACCCCUGGGAAGCCUGGAGAGUAUGACCUGGAAGGAGGAAUCUGGGAAGAUGAAGAUGCCCGUAAUUUCUACGAGAACAUGGUGGAUUUGAAGGCCUUUGUUCCUGCUAUCCUGUUCAAGGACAACGAGAAGGGUGGUCAGGGCAGAGACAAGGAUGAUACCAAAGAUGGCAGAGAAGGGAAGGAUGGUGCCAGCACCACUGAAGAGCUGGAAAUGGAGCUUGAAGCUUUGGACAUAGCUGAUGAACCUCUUGAACUUGAGGGACAAGAUGAGACAGAAAAUGAAGAGCUGGCCAAGAAGUUGAUGGACGAGCAAGAACAAGAGGAUGAGGAGGCCAACACCGGCUCACAUCUGAAGCUUAUUGUUGACGCUUUCAUCCAACAGCUGCCCAACUGUGUAAACAGGGACCUAAUAGACAAGGCAGCCAUUGACUUCUGCAUGAACAUGAACACCAAAUCUAACAGGAGGAAACUUGUGCGAGCACUAUUCACCGUCCCCAGACAGAGGUUGGAUCUUCUUCCGUUCUAUUCUCGUCUGGUGGCUACUCUUCAUCCCUGCAUGUCGGAUGUGGCGGAGGACCUAUGUUCCAUGCUCAAGGGAGACUUCAGGUUCCAUAUUCGGAAAAAGGACCAGAUCAACAUUGAGACCAAAAAUAAAACAGUGCGUUUUAUUGGGGAACUGGCCAAGUUCAAGAUGUUCUCAAAAACAGACACACUGCAAUGUCUGAAGAUGCUGCUGUCUGACUUCACGCAUCACCAUAUUGAAAUGGCCUGCACCCUGUUGGAGACCUGUGGCCGCUUCCUCUUCAGAUCCUCUGACUCUCAUCUUCGCACCAGCGUCCUCCUGGAGCAAAUGAUGCGUAAAAAGCAGGCGCAGCACCUGGACGCCCGCUACGUGACCAUGGUGGAGAACGCCUACUACUACUGCAACCCUCCUCCCAUUGAGAAAACGGUGAAGAAGAAGCGGCCACCGCUCCAGGAAUACAUUCGCAAGCUGCUGUACAAGGACCUGUCAAAGGUCACCACUGAGAAGGUGUUGAGGCAGAUGCGCAAGCUGCCCUGGCAGGACCCUGAGAUCAAGAGCUACCUGAUCUGCUGUAUGGUCAACAUCUGGAACGUCAAGUACAACAGCAUCCACUGUGUCGCCAACCUGCUGGCGGGUCUGGUGGCCUACCAGGAGGACGUGGGCAUCCACGUGGUGGAUGGAGUCCUGGAGGACAUUAGACUAGGCAUGGAGGUUAACCAGCCCAAGUUCAAUCAGCGGCGGAUCAGCAGCGCCAAGUUUCUAGGCGAGCUUUACAACUACAGAAUGGUGGAGUCUGCCGUCAUAUUCCGCACCCUUUUCUCCUUCAUCUCCUUUGGGGUGAACCAGGAUGGCAGCCCCAGUUUGCUGGAUCCUCCGGAGCACUUGUUCCGCAUCCGUCUGGUCUGCACCCUGCUGGACACGUGCGGCCAGUACUUCGACCGCGGCUCCAGCAAGAGGAAGCUUGACUGUUUCCUCAUCUACUUCCAGCGGUACAUCUGGUGGAAAAAGAGUGCCGACGUUUGGACCAAGGAUCACCCAUUCCCCAUUGACAUCGAUUAUAUGAUCAGUGAGACCCUGGAGCUGCUCCGACCCAAAAUGAGGCUCAGCAGCUCCCUGGACGAGGCCACCAAGCAAGUGGCCGACCUGGAGAGGGAGGUGCUGGUCAAACUAGGUCUUGCCAUGGAAAAGGACGGUCGAACCAGUGCCAUGAGCGAAGGUGAAGGUCUGGAUGAGGAGGAUGACGACGACGAUGAGGAGGGAGGUGCUGAGACAGAGGAGCAGUCGGGCAAUGAGAGUGAGAUGAACGAACAAGAGGAGGAUGAGGGAUCUGAGAAUGAGGAAGAAGAGCGAGAGGAAGAUGAAGAGGAGAACACAGACUACCUGACGGACUCCAAUAAAGAGAAUGAGACAGAUGAGGAGAACACUGAGGUGACCAUCCGCGGUGGUGGGCUCAAGCAUGUUGCCUGUGCUGAGGACGAGGACUUCAUCCAGGCUCUGGAUAAGAUGAUGCUGGAGAACUUGCAGCAGCGGAGCGGUGAAACGGUCAAAGUUCACCAGCUGGAUGUAGCCAUUCCCCUGCAGCUGAAGAGUCAGCUGAAGAAGGGCGGGUCUGGACCGCCGUGCAUUGGGGAGGGAGACGGCGACAUCUCUGACACCAUGCAGUUUGUCAUGCUUACACGCAAGGGGAACAAGCAGCAGUACAAGAUCUUGAACGUUCCGCUGUCGUCCCACCUGGCCGCCAACCACUUCAACCAGCAGCAGGCGGAGCAGGAAGAACGUAUGAGGAUGAAGAAGCUGACGCUGGACAUUAAUGAGCGGCAGGAGCAGGAGGAUUACCAGGAGAUGAUGCAGUCUCUGGCUCAGCGUCCAGCUCAAGCCAACACCAACCGGGAGCGCCGACCCCGAUACCAGCACCCUAAAGGCGCGCCCAACGCAGACCUCAUCUUCAAGACUGGAGGAAGGAGACGCUGACAGGAGUCCGGCGCCCUACUACGCAAGCAUGGGAGCGACGAUGAGCGAGAAGGUCGACAGCCAGAGAGGGAAGCCUGUCCAACAGGGACCGAACCCUCCAGGCAGACGCCCCCAGACGCUGGGCAGACAAAAAUCCCCUGACCUGAACACACUGAGACGGACCGGACUGCAGCUGCGGUCAAGAGGUCAGGGACACACACAGAUGGCUCUCUUCUUCUUUGUUUUGUUUUUUUUUCUUUCCCUGAGACGACAAAAGAACCAAACGACACCGACGGUUUACUCAACCAGCGUGGAGGCGGGAGGUUCGACACAACUGCGUGAGAGGAGUGAAACACCUGCAAGCGCACGCUCUCGACCAAGCUUGUGUUUGUGGACUUGACUGGGAACAGAUCAGUUGGACUUAUCAUGGCAGCUCUGGGUCAUCACCAUGUAAACAGUUGCAGUGACAGAAAACAGCAUCUUACAAUUUCACGUUUUGCUGUUGGUCUGGCUUCGAGUAGCGGUGAGCCAUUUUGCUGAGUCAUCACUGGAUUAUAUAUGAAGGCAGGAAAUGUUUUGGGGACUCCUUGUCUUUUCUGCUCUGUGAUCAGUGAGUGAUUCUGAGGCACGGAGCUAGCAUCUUUCAUCCAGUUCAGAAAAGGCACCGUAUGUGUUUUGCUAUGUUUUAGCAUCCUCUUCUUACCUUGGAGUUAAAAUGCUCAAAGCUUUUUAGUUCACUGAAUGUCCACCAGGUCCUCCUUUGAAAAUUGACAAGCAAGGCUACUUUUCUCUUAACAUCUUUUUGACUCCAUAUUGAGACUGUUAACCUUUUCCACAUGAUUUGGCUAAGCUGUGCUAACCUUUCUUAGCAGAUGGAUGCGUUCAGUCUCCGGGUCCCUUCACUCAUCAUUAAGUGGACUAAACCUUACAAAUGAAAACGGAUGUCUAUUCCAACAUUUGAGAUAUUUCAAUUUUGUAUUAAGUAAAUACUAUUGAAUUACGAGCCAAGAUUGUCCGCUAAUUGUUUUUGUUGUGCGCCAAAAUCACCUUCUUCUGUCUAUCGGUUUUCAAACUGGCAUAAUGAUUACAAAAUACUGAUACCAUGUACUCUGGAGUAGUUGGAAUUAAGUUGAACUUGAAGUUGACCGUGUGUUCACAUGUUUGUAAAAUGGUGGCAGCUUGGACGCUGGUGAUUUCACAGGGUCUGUUUUCACACUCAAAAUGUGGUAUAUAAAUUACUUUUCUCCCUCGGAUUAAUUUGAUAAUAAACUCUGUUUGUUUUCAUAUCUCAAAGUUUCAGCUUAAAUAUUAUCAUUUUACAGUUAGGAUGAUUCCAACUUGCCUGCUUUCUUUCAAAUGUGUCCUGUGUAACGUGGUUAAAGCUUUUUUCUCCUCAUUUGUUUGAACAAAUGAAUAAAAAUUGUGCCUGAACUUCUUUUUUAGAGUGACUCUAUUAUCAUAGAAAUACAGUAUAUAUAUAUUCUAUGUUGAUUUCUGUGCUGACUGCUUCCUCUGUUGUGUGCAAAUGGAUUGUUUCUUGCAGAUAAAAACAAUAAAUGUGAAGACUGCCCCUGUUGUGUUGUCGCAGAGGAGGUUGGGUUGUGGUAUUUGUUGGCAAGGGUGUGUUGUGGAGUUUAAUUACAAGGUGGUAAAACCUAAGUAUUUCCUGUUGGGUCACCUCUUAAUCUUGCUUAUGUACAUCACAAUCCGAAGCUGAGUGACACACAAAAGGACGAUUUUCUCCAAGCAUUGCUGAAUUUUAAGUGUCCGCUGCUCAGGUUUGUCUAACUCUGUAGACAGUUGGCCUCUGUGCUCACACAAGGAGUCCAGUGUGGCGGAAAUGUUAGACAAACAUAAGUGACUUGUAAACACGCCCUGCUGAGGAGUGCAACGUCAUUUCAAGGAAUAAUAUACAGGAAGCCAAUUUUGACAGAACACGUCACCAAUUAUUGAGGAAUAUGCACCAUAUUUGCACAGUAAUAGUGUUCCUACUUGUUUGUCCUGUAGUGUGAGGUACAAUUUCA